Molecule: messenger RNA, 2486 nt
Organism: Sorex araneus (European shrew)
Lineage: Eukaryota; Metazoa; Chordata; Mammalia; Eulipotyphla; Soricidae
Gene: TGM1
Product: transglutaminase 1
Exons: 14
Coding region: 1-2442 (813 amino acids)
Biological process (GO): peptide cross-linking
Molecular function (GO): protein-glutamine gamma-glutamyltransferase activity
Source: RefSeq, a predicted model, not a curated record
AUGACGGACGGGCCCCGCAUGUCGGACGGGCCCCGCUCGGACGUGGGCCGCUGGGGCGGGAGCUCCUGGUCGGGCUCGCCGUCCCCCGAGCCCGAGCCCGACCGCCGCUCCUCGCCCGACGCCGACCGCCGCUCCCGCCGGCGGGGCCGCUCCUUCUGGGCUCGCUGCUGCCCCUGCUGCUCGUGCCGGCGCGGGGACGACGACGGGGGCUCCGAGCCCUACGGAGAACGAGGCUCCAGCGCGGGCGGACGCAGGCCCCCCUCCCGGGGCAGCCCGGUGAACGCGGCCGGAGAUGGCACCAUCCGAGAGGGCAUGCUGGUGGUGCGGGGCGUGGACCUGCUGAGCUCCCGCUCGGACCAGAACCGCCGGGAGCAUCACACUGAUGAGUUUGAGUACGAUGAGCUGAUCCUGCGCCGCGGACAGCCCUUCCACCUGGUCCUCUUCCUGUCCCGGCCCUACGAGUCCUCUGACCGCGUUACCCUGGAGCUGCUCAUUGGAAACAACCCCGAGGUGGGCAAGGGCACCCACGUGAUCAUCCCCGUGGGUCGAGGGGGCAGUGGAGGCUGGAAGGCGCAGGUGACCAAGGCUAGUGGGCAGAACCUGAACAUCCGGGUCCACACGUCCCCCAACGCCAUCAUCGGCAAGUUCCAGUUCACCGUUCGUACACACUGCGAAGCCGGCGAGUUCCAGCUGCCCUUUGAACCUCACAAUGAGAUCUACAUCCUCUUCAAUCCCUGGUGUCCAGAUGACAUCGUGUAUGUGGACCGUGAGGACUGGCGGCAGGAGUACGUGCUUAAUGAAUCUGGAAGAAUCUACUAUGGGACCGAAGCACAGAUUGGCGAGCGGACUUGGAAUUAUGGGCAGUUUGACCAUGGGGUGCUGGAUGCCUGCCUGUACAUCCUGGACCGGCGGGGUAUGCCGUAUGGAGGCCGGGGGGAUCCCGUCAGUGUGUCGCGCGUCAUCUCUGCCAUGGUGAACUCCCUGGAUGACAACGGGGUCCUGAUUGGGAACUGGUCUGGCGAUUACUCCCGAGGCACCAACCCGUCGGCGUGGGUGGGCAGUGUGGAGAUCCUCCUCAGCUACCUCCACACGGGCAACUCGGUCCCCUACGGCCAGUGCUGGGUCUUCGCAGGCGUGACCACUACAGUGCUGCGCUGCCUGGGUCUCGCCACCCGAACCAUCACCAACUUCAACUCAGCUCACGACACAGACACGUCCCUCACCAUGGACAUCUACUUCGAUGAGAACAUGAAGCCUCUGGAGCAUCUCAACCACGACUCUGUGUGGAACUUCCACGUGUGGAAUGACUGCUGGAUGAAGAGGCCAGACCUGCCCUCCGGCUUCAAUGGGUGGCAGGUAGUGGACGCCACCCCGCAGGAGACCAGCAGCGGCAUCUUCUGCUGUGGCCCCUGCUCUGUGCAGUCCAUCAAGAAUGGACUCGUCUACAUGAAGUACGACACACCCUUCAUUUUUGCUGAGGUGAACAGUGACAAGGUAUACUGGCAGCGGCAAGACGAUGGCAGCUUCAAGAUUGUCUACGUGGAGGAGAGGGCCAUUGGCUCACUCAUCAUCACGAAGGCCAUCGGCUCCAACAUGCAGGAGGAUGUCACUCAUCUCUACAAGCACCCUGAAGGCUCAGAAGCAGAGCGCAAGGCGGUGGAGACUGCAGCAGCUCAUGGCAGUAAACCCAAUGUGUACGCCUCGCGGGACACGGCUGAAGACGUGGCCAUGCAGGUGGAAGCGCAGGACGCGGUGAUGGGGCAGGACCUGACUGUCUCCGUGGUACUGAGCAACCGUGGCAGCAGCCGCCGCACCGUGAAGCUGCAUCUCUACCUCUCGGUGACCUUCUACACCGGCGUCUCAGGCUCUGUCUUCAAGGAGAGCAAGAAGGAAGUGGUGCUGGCACCUGGGGCCUCGGACCGCGUGGUCAUGCCUGUGGCCUACACGGAGUACCGGCCGCACCUCGUGGACCAGGGGGCCAUGCUGCUCAAUGUCUCGGGCCACGUCAAGGAGAGCGGGCAGGUGCUGGCCAAGCAGCACACCUUCCGGCUGCGCACCCCAGACCUCUCCCUCACCUUGUUGGGCGCUGCUGUGGUUGGCCAGGAGUGCGGUGUCCAGAUCGUCUUCAAGAACCCACUGCCAAUUACCCUCACCAACGUUGUGUUCCGGCUCGAGGGCUCCGGGUUACAGAGACCCAAGGUCCUCAAUGUUGGGGACAUCGGUGGCAACGAGACAGUGACGCUGCGGCAGACUUUCGUGCCCGUGCGGCCAGGGCCCCGGCAGCUCAUUGCCAGCCUGGACAGCCCGCAGCUCUCCCAGGUGCACGGGGUCAUCCAAGUGGACGUGGCCCCAGCUUCCAGUGGUGCUGGUUUCUUUUCUGAUGCUGGAGGCGGUGGUAACUCAGGCGAGAACAUCCCCAUGGCAUCUCGAGGUGGGGCUUAGCCCUGGCCUGGAGCCUGAGGAACAAGGACACUGCCCCAGGACGG